Paramecium sonneborni is the source of this 1174-nucleotide messenger RNA. The record is from the annotation of a GenBank genome assembly. NCBI's taxonomy places the organism in Eukaryota, Ciliophora, Oligohymenophorea, Peniculida, Parameciidae.
AUGAUGCAAUAGUAAUUGGAAUCAGAUUUUAAAGAAUGUGAAAUGAAAUUUUAGACAAUUCACUUAGAAUCUCAGACACACAUUAUAUGUUAAAUGAGAAAUGAUCUUUUUCUCUUUAUGACAUUAGCUCAUUUAAAAAUACCAAAAGUUAAAGUUAUUCCUGAUGAUUACUUUUUUAGCGAAUGCAAUAAAUUUCAUUAUAGUUUAUCAAAACAUUUAUAUACAAAUGUAGCUGAAAAUUAUAUCAAUAAUUUUUCAUUGUUUUAUGGAUUAGAUUUAUCAUAAUUAGAUUAAUAUACAUGGAGAUGGAUUCAAUGUAAUGCAAGAACAAGUUCUUAUCUAAAUUUAUUUUAUUUUUAAACUCAAUCUUAUAAAUAUGCUUAUGAUGCAAACAAUCUAUUAUUACUUUAAUAUCUGUUAACAAUGUUAAGAUAAAUAGAACCUUUAAUAACAGAUUUUUUAGUAUUUUAAAAUGGAUAUUUUAUAUAUUCAACAAUACCUCAUAAAAUUGCAUUAUUAAUAAAGGAACAAUAUUAUGGUAAUGGAUUAUCUUGGUCAACCUCAGAAUAAAAAGUAGCCUAAAAAUUAUUUCUAUCAUAUGAAUAAUCAUAAUUGGCAUAUCUAAAUUUUAAUAAUCUUAAAUAUUUAACAAAAGAUACUAAUUUCAAUCCUUAAAUUAUUUACUUAAACUAAUAAAAGAAACAUUUCUUUACAUUUUUAGAAAAACAAAUGUUUGUUUUUAUAACAACUGAUAUAAUUGAAGAUUUUUCAAAUAUGACGAAAGUUAAUAUUGCUUUGUCUAAAAAUGUUGAAAAAAUAUCAAAUAAAUUAGAAAUGUCUAUUGAAAUUAAUUAAAAAUAAGAAAGUAUAAAAUAUAUAUAUUUUAAUGGAAUCAAUCUAGCCUCAAAAAUUUCAACAUUAUUGAAUAUUUAAAAAUUAUCAUCAGAAAAUUUUAGAAUUCUAUAAUAAGUCUACGAAAAUUUAAACAAAUCUAAUCAAUAUGUAAUUAGAAAGUAUUUAUUUAAUUAUAAAUAGUGCUGGUAUGUGGUUUUUUGGAAUAAAAGUAGGUGAUAAACGAGUAAUUUAUUUAUAAUCUUCUGCAAUAUCUUUAAGUAAAAUUGAAGAAGAAAUAAAUAAAUUUGCAGAAUAACCUUUUCCUAAUUUGCUUUUAUGA